Molecule: messenger RNA, 955 nt
Organism: Rhinichthys klamathensis goyatoka
Lineage: Eukaryota; Metazoa; Chordata; Actinopteri; Cypriniformes; Leuciscidae
Gene: prxl2c
Product: peroxiredoxin like 2C
Exons: 6
Coding region: 30-713 (227 amino acids)
Source: RefSeq, a predicted model, not a curated record
UGGGCGUGGCGAAGCAAACUUCCCCGAAAAUGGCUGCCGUUUUCCCGAUAACUCAACAGGGUCAGAUCGCUCGCGCUGGACACCAGGAGAACAGCACAAGGGAUCCACACGAUCUGUGUGUGUCUGCUGUCAGCGACUGCUGGAUUUAUGAUCGACACGGUGUGUGUAAAACCUUUAGCAGUUUGCAUCAACACAGUAAAGCAAUCAUCGUUUUCGUGCGGAACUUCUUGUGUUACACAUGCAAAGAAUAUGUGGAGGAUUUGGGGAAAAUACCUCAGCAUAUGUUACAGGAAUCGAAUGUCAGAUUGGUAGUGAUUGGACAGUCGUCGUGUUCUCAUAUCGAGGGGUUCUGCUCUCUGACAGGCUAUCCUCAUGAAAUAUAUGUUGAUCCAGAGAGACAGAUUUAUAAGAAACUUGGACUGAGAAGAGGAGAGACAUACAUGGAGACACCUUCCAACAGUCCACAUGUGAAGUCCAGUCUACUCAUUGGCAGUCUGAGAAGUAUGUGGCGCGCCAUGACCAGCCCUGCUUUUGACUUCCAAGGAGAUCCGUUGCAGCAAGGUGGAGCCCUUAUUGUAGGCCCAGGUCCAGAGGUUCAUUUUGCCCAUUUUGACAUGAAUCGGUUAGACCACAUGCCGAUCAACUGGUUGCUUCAGUUAGCAGGUCUUCACACAUUGGACUUCAGUGAUUGCCCUAAAAUCAUUGAUAUCUAAAAAAAAAAAAAAAAUCAUGAUAGAUCUGCACUCUAUGCUUGUAGCUGUUAUACUGCAACAGGUCUAUGUUUGAACUAUAAUAGCUCAAUAUCGUUGUAUAAUAUUGUUUUUAUAUUAUAUUUAUGUUGGAUAAGAACAAGCCAUUUCACUGCUGAGGACCGUUGAUUUUAUCUCUGUCCUAAAUUACCAUUUGUUUUAUAUUAUGUCUUGAAUUUCAAUAAAUAAAUAAAUUAUAUACUGUA